AUGGCUAGCUUUUCUUUCUUCUUUAUCACAAUCUUGAUCUUGGCUUUGCCCAUUAUUGAAGGGCGUAUUCUGAAACUUGAAGUAUCUGGACUUUUAAUCAGUAGAGAACAAGCUCAAGUAUCAGUAUCUUCUGCACUUGGUUCGAAUGUUGGUUCCAGUGUCUUGAAUCUUACUGUGCUCUGGGGCAUAUGUGUCAUACUUGGGAGACGAAACAUCUCAGGAAAUUCAAAUACACAAAGUGCAGAAACCUCCUCUUCUACUUUGAAAUUGAAAGACUUAAAGAGUACUGGAAUCAUAACAAAUGAUCUAACUGGUUAUAUAGCAGGUGUCAUGUUUCUCUCCCUUGCACCAUUCAUAAUAAUGCUAUUCGUCGAUAUCAUCAGUUCAUCAGUAGGAAAGCGCAUCACCAUUCUUGUUGCUCUCAUAGUAUCAGUCACAUUGUUGCUGUCAUAUUUCGCAUAUCAGGUUAUAAUACCAUGUUUGUUUAUAUUUCUGAUAUAUGUAGAUGUGGAAUCCAUUGAUUCAAGAAAAGUGUUUAGAAUACAUAAAACACGAAAACCUGGUGAAGUAUUUGUGGAGCAUAUCCAAAGGCAGGCAAGAGGAAAUCUCUUUAAAGGUGAACGUCCUGGCAUUAACGUGCUCAAAGGAUUAUUUACCAAAACCAACAAAGAUAGGAGCAACUCCAUAACACUCACUGAACUAGAAGAACUGGUAAACCAGCUUGAAUCGGGGAAGGUUAAAGUGGACAGUAACUUUGCCCUGUCGACACUGUCAAGUAUAUUCGACAAAAAUGGAGAUGAAAGGAUAAAUGAGGAAGAGUUCAUUGAGGGAUGCAAGAAGUUGAUACAGGAAUCCAAUGGAGUUCAUGCCAAGAGUCUCACGCAAAUACAGAACCAGGCAAUUGAAUCUGAAGGCCUUUUAAAAGAUGACGGUAGCCCCAACAUAGAAGCUAUUAAAAGGCUCUUCCAUAAGUUAGAUGAUGAUAAAAACAGUUACUUAACACCAUCAGAACUGGAGAAGCUAACGGAAAAUGUCAAAAUCAGAGAGGCACAUCUAGAUCAUCAAGGCUCUAUCAAAGAAAUCAUUAAGGAUUUCGAUCAAAAUAAAGAUAACAAGAUCGACGAAAAUGGGUUUCUCGAUGGUGUGAAAUAUUGGCUUCGUAAUGCCAAGAGGACAACCGAGCAACAUCAUGAUAGAAUGAUAUGGGGAGAAGUCGACAAGUUCUUGGAUGAGGCAAAAAGAGAAAAACAUAAACGUUUCGACUACUCUUUGGUGUUGAAAGGAGCAUUCUGCAAGUCUGUGCUGCAAAUGAUUUUGGGCAUUGCUAUAUUAACAUUGUGUGCUGAUCCACUCAUGGAUAAUAUUAUACGACUAGCAAAUGCAAUUGGAGCGCCUUCUUUCUUCCUAUCAUUUGUCAUAGUACCUCUGCCUAUCAAUGCAAGAACUGCAAUAACAGCAAUAACUUUAUUAUCUUCAACAAGCCAGCAGAGUUCCACAACUUCUUCUUUGACAUUUUCCGAGAUCUAUGUCCGAGUUAUCUUGAACAACAUUAUGGGGAUGUCAACAGUGUUAUUUGUGUUGUAUGCAAAGGACUUAACAUGGGAGUAUUCAGUUGAAGUGUUGACAUCUAUGGUGGUUUGUGCUGUAACUGGCCUUUUUGCAUUUAUCCGCACCACCUAUCCGCUCUGGACUUGUAUCAUAGCUUUCUUGCUUUAUCCAGCCUCACUUGUACUACUAUAUAUCUUCCAUUAGUUGCAUCUUGUAUUAAAUAUUUUAGUCUCAAAGUUAUUCAACUCAUGAAAGUGUUGAUAGCUACAUAUGUAUGGUGGUCUGAGUUGUAGAAGGCCCAUUUGCAUCAUCCCCACCACCUAUCCAAUCUCACUUGUACUGCUUUACAUUCUCCAUUCUUCAAUAAUAACUGCUUGAUGCUGUAAUUUA
Molecule: messenger RNA, 1938 nt
Organism: Nicotiana attenuata
Lineage: Eukaryota; Viridiplantae; Streptophyta; Magnoliopsida; Solanales; Solanaceae
Exons: 9
Coding region: 1-1752 (583 amino acids)
Biological process (GO): intracellular calcium ion homeostasis; calcium ion transmembrane transport
Cellular component (GO): membrane
Molecular function (GO): calcium:proton antiporter activity; calcium ion binding
Source: RefSeq, a predicted model, not a curated record